Rhagoletis pomonella (apple maggot) is the source of this 6239-nucleotide messenger RNA. It is a transcript of the gene Fak, whose product is annotated as focal adhesion kinase 1. NCBI's taxonomy places the organism in Eukaryota, Metazoa, Arthropoda, Insecta, Diptera, Tephritidae. The record is from RefSeq and is a predicted model, not a curated record. The transcript has 19 exons. Bases 318 to 3947 code for a protein of 1209 amino acids. Gene Ontology annotation, biological process: signal complex assembly; protein phosphorylation. Gene Ontology annotation, cellular component: cytoskeleton; focal adhesion. Gene Ontology annotation, molecular function: ATP binding; protein tyrosine kinase activity.
UCAACUGUCAAUAAAAUCACAGCCAUGUGGUAACAUUGAGUUUAAUCAAUCUGUUUGAAAGUAGCUACGUAGUGGUGUUAAGCAAUAGAACACUUUAAUAAUGCGGUUUUUAUGUGUGCAACAAAUAUAGAGGCGGUGAAAUCGGAAAUGCGACGUUCACUAUAUAUGUAAGAUUGACAACACCUUGAUGUAUUAUAGGAAACGGAAUAGCGAAAAAAUUAGAAUGAUAAUAAUAUAUGAAAACGCCGGCACCCACCAAACAUAGCACAAUCGACAUUUCGUGUUUACACAUAAUAGUAUAAUCAGAAUACACCCUAAUGUCGAAAUCACAAGCUUCGUGCGGGUUUGCUACUCAGCAGGUUCCUUCGUUGCAAAAUGAAGAACAAAUGGUUCUGCAUUUACACAUGCCCAACAAAGGCAUGCGGCCUAUCAAUAUCAACGAGGCAAACGAUACUGUACAGCAUGUAAUAGAACGUGCUGUGCGUAGUUUAAUACCAGGUCAUAUGCCGAAUGCUCAUUUUUAUGCUCUCCGAUUGAAUAACGUUGUAACAAAGGAAAUAUUAUGGAUGACCAGGUCAACGGGAAUGAAUCAGGUCAUGAGAUACAUAUGGUAUCCGAUUUGUCCAAAUCUUGAGUGUUCCAAUUAUGAAAAUACAAGAGUGAAGAGUAGCAAUAGAAAUUCGGUAAAUAGUGUUUGGCGGGCUGAGCUACGGAUACGUUACAUUCCAAAUAGUUUGGCUGAAUUCUAUGAGGAGGAUAAGACAAGUUGUUUAUAUUAUUUUGAUCAAGCCAAGCAAGAUUACGUUUUGUCGGACCCCUCAAUCGAUGUCGAUACGGCGAUACUGUUAUGUUGUUUAAGUAUCCGGCAUUACUUUAAAAAUACGAUCAUCAAAGCCCCAGAUAAAAAACAUCAUAUUGACUAUGUUGAGAAGGAAAUUGGUUUAAAUUCUUUUCUUCCUAAAUCUGUGAUAAGUUCAGUAAAGCCAAAGAAUUUGAAAAAAUUAAUUCAAGCUGGAUACAAGAAAGUGUAUAAUUUCACCGAUAUUGAAUACAUAAGCAAGUUUUUUGAACUUCUGCAAUCAUGUAAAAUUAAUAGUUACGAAAAGUUUUCAGUAACAUUAAGCUCAGCAUGGAAUAUAUCCGGCAUUCUAUACAUCGGUCCACAAAUCGGAAUUUCCUAUCAAACUCAUCCACAAGCUGACCUGACUGGCGUCGCAACAUUCAAAGACAUAAUAAAAAUUGUAACACUUGCUAUACCCAGAGAUAAUGUUAGCAAAGAAUCCAAAAAACCUUUUCCAAAUGCUACUAAUGCAGAAGACAAAUAUGAUCCAUGCAAAUGUUGGGAAGUGAAAACUCAACUGAGAAUAACCACUCGAAGCAACGAUGAAGACUUAGUCAUAACAUGUGAUGGCAUAAAUACGGCUGAAAGUAUUGCCGAUCUUAUUGACGGAUAUUGCUGUUUAAUCCAUGGUAGCAGUUAUGUUUCUAUAUGGGAACGGAACGACGGUAAUAGUAUAAAUAAUGGUUUAAAUGCAGCGACAGCAGCUUUAAAGGAGAAACAAAAUAACGGAAUAGUCAAGACAAAGAACAACAGCGGAGAUUCGACGGACGGUGGAGCGACUACUCAAACUUGCGGAAAACCAAAGCCCACCUUAACUGAAGAUUACGCUGAAAUAGGUCUAAUAGAUGAAGAGGGAGACUACUCUACGCCAACGGCUCGAAAUUACGAAUUAGAAAGAUCUCAGAUAAAUCUCAAUGAAAAAAUUGGUGUUGGCCAGUUUGGUGAUGUUCAUAUAGGCACAUACUUUCCGAAGGCUAAGAAGAAUGCCAAGCCAAAUAUAUUGGGUAAUAUAGAAAUGAAAUCGUCUGUAAUUCAAGUGGCAGUCAAAACGUGCAAAGCAAGCGAUGAUCCACAAAAAAUGGAGCAAUUUCUAGAGGAAGCAUAUAUAAUGCAAAAAUUCGACCAUCCACAUAUAAUAAGGCUAAUUGGUAUAUGCAGUGAGUCACCAAUUUGGAUUGUUAUGGAACUAGCACGUCAUGGAGAACUCCGAGCCUAUUUGAAGACCAACAGCAAGAAGCUAAAGCGUGGCACUCUGCUCCUCUAUUGUUACCAGUUAUCCACAGCUUUGAGUUAUUUGGAAUCUAAGAAGUUCGUACACAGAGAUAUUGCGGCACGAAAUGUGCUUGUGAGUUCGCCGACGUGUAUCAAGCUUGCUGAUUUCGGUCUCUCACGUUGGGUGUCGGAUCAAUCAUAUUACCAUUCGAGCAUGUGUAUUUUGCCAAUAAAGUGGAUGGCGCCAGAGUCGAUCAACUUUCGUAGAUUUACAAACGCAAGCGAUGUUUGGAUGUUUGGUGUUUGUGCAUGGGAAAUUCUUAUGCUGGGUGUUAAGCCAUUUCAGGGUAUCAAAAAUAGUGAUGUCAUUACCAAAUUGGAAAAUGGCGAACGUUUACCGUUGCCAAAAGAUUGUCCGCCGCGAUUGUAUUCGCUUAUGUCACAAUGCUGGGCGCAUGAGCCGUCUAAACGACCUACGUUCCAGAGAAUUAAAGAAACUCUCUAUGAAAUUUUGGUGGAUGAAAAAAUUAGCGAUUCUGAGACGAUGCGGCGCGAAAACCGCCGUGUAGCAGCAAUGUCUUGGAGUGGCUGUGAAGGCGAUGUACCACCAGUAAAACCAGCUAGAACUCCCUUCGAAGGAGAUACCGCACUGCAGUCAUCCAUAGUAAGCGAAAAGAACCAGCUGAGCCCACAAACGUACAUUAUUGCUCAAAAUCCCGAAGUUUUAGCCAGGCUAAUGAUGGAAAACGAAAAUCGCAGCAUUAAUCCAGCAGCUUAUACAACACCAGCAUCGAAGAAACGCCUCAGCCUAACGUCAAAUUCGGAUAUAAAUGAUACGAGCUAUUUUAAUUGCAAUCAUGGCCCAUCAAGUUUACCAGAGUGUUCACCAAGUAUUAGUAAUACCCUAGGCACUUCACGUCCCCACACCCCAGAUUCCAAGCUUAACACCUUGAAGAAUAGUACAUCCUCCAUAGAAAAUUCGACAUGUAGUAAUUUAAAUGAUACAACAAGUGAUUCAAGGCCAAAAAAUCAAGUAGCAUCUUCCAAGCUAACUGGUGUUGGUAGCAGCAAUAAACCACGUGUGGUAGUCGAUCGCAGCAAUGAUGAAGUCUACAUAGCUACCACGAAUGUGGUGAAGGCAAUAAUGACACUUUCACAAGAUGUUGAAAAAUCAAAUGCCAAUAACUAUUUAUAUUUGGUAAGGAAUGUUGGAAUUGAGUUGCGUACCUUGUUGGCAUCGGUAGAUAGGCUGUCACAGGUUUUUCCAACGCAAGCGCAUAGGGAGGUUGAAAUGGCACAUAAAGUGCUAUCGAAGGACAUGCAGGAUUUGGUGGCAACAAUGCGACUUGCACAACAAUACAGUGAUACCACCCUCGAUAGUGAAUACAGACGGAAUAUGCUAUCUUCAGCACAUAUACUAGCCAUGGAUGCGAAAAACUUAUACGAUGUAGUGGAUUCCAUACGUAGGCGACAUGGCAUCUUUCUACCACCACCUACGCCAUUGCAAGAACGAGCUCGUUCAAAUCCACUAACCUCUUCGUUGGGCGAAUCUACUACGAAUGUAGUAACGAAAUCAAUCGAGCAUACUGACUUAACGAAUGAGGAGCCAAAUGUAACUUUGACCGAAGAUGGCUAUCAAGUAAUGUCCAAUAGUAAAUUUCAGAAUUUUAACAAUUUAGUAAUCGAAAAAGACAACAAAUCGGAUGUAGAACUUACACAGCAACAACAACAACCGAACAUUGCGAGCCUACACUUGGCAAGCCACAUAAAUAACGACGGAAUUGUGAGAAGGUCCAACCUCGCAUUUGAGCAUAUUAUGCAUAACACGAAUGAACAACUACAAAUUGUAGAACAUACAGAUUGUUCAGAAUACGAUCAUUUAUAUUCGAACUAAUUUACAUACAUGCUAUGUAUGUAUAUGUACAUAUAUGUAAUCUCUACAAAAAAGAAAAACAAUUUAUAUACAAUAUUUAUAAUUUUUUAGCGAAACAAAAAUUUUCAUUUAACUAUUACUUUUUAAGAGAAGUGAAAAAAGAUAAAAAUAUAACAAUAUUGAAUAUUUUGCAUUCAAACGCACUCACUAAUUUAUAUUUUUAAAAUUUACAUACUGAAGAAGUUUUCAUUAAUAAUUUGUCUAAGGGCUACAUACAGUCAAUCAAUAAAGUUUAGGUACAGUGAUUUUUUUGCAGUACGGGCAACUGUUUUUUUUAUUAUUUUUUAUUUUAUUUUUUUUUUUGCAAAUUUUUUAUAAAAAUUUUGCUAAUUCUACGACCAAGACCCCAAAAAUCCGAGCUCCAAACCUUAUGCAGAAUUAAAGAAAACUGCAAAUUUUCAUCAAAAUAUAAAAAUUUCAAACGAGUAAUUAAAACGUGCAGUAUUUUAAUGAACAUUUGCAGAAUUUUCUUUAAUUUUGCACAAAGUUUGGAGCUCUGAUUUUUGGGCUUUAUGUUGUAGAAUUAACCAUAUUUUUAUAAAAGAAAUUUGCGAAAAAUAAAAUAGUUAAAAAACAGUUGCCCGUAUCGCAAAAAUAUGGCUGCAUCUAAAUUUUAUUGAUUAACUGUACAUAUUUAUUCAUUAACAAUUUGCUGUGACUACAAAAUUUCAAUGUAAACUUGAUAAGGUUAACUUUCGCUUUGUUUCUGUUUAUUUUUAUUAUUUCGAAUUUAAGUUGCUUCGACGUGAAUUUGCCGAAAGUAUUUUAGUUACAUUAUUUAUUUUUUUUUAAUUAUUUAAUUUAAUUUAAUACAUUUGUUCGGUUAUUUGCUAAAAUAAAAUUUUUCGUAAGCUUGACUUAUUCCAUUUCCUAUCGUACCAUGCAGAGCUUUACACAUGUAUUUUUUCUAAUUUCAAUGGACGCUCUACCACACACAAACAUUAGUUACUCACAUGAAGGGACACGAAUUUCGAUACGAUACGAUACCAUAUCGAUAUUUUUGCCAUUCGAUACCGAUACUUUUUACUCGAUGAUUUUCAAACGAUAUUUUUUGGAAUCGAGUGCCUGAUCCUUGGUACCGUAUCGAAUCAUAAAUGUACAUUACAAAGUUAAUGUGAUUAAUAAUAUAAAAUGAAAAGUUUAAUAACUCUAGGAAUUGGGCAAGCUUAUUUGUAUAAAAAAAUUUGUAUAAUUGUAGUAAUAUUGGAAAUGUUUAAGGUUAAUUUUUCAAGUUCAAAAAUGUAAAAGUCUGUUCUGAUUUUUUAUAUCAGCCGAAGAAUCUGACGUGACGUUACGUUACUUAAAUUUCCAUUGAAACUUUUUUUGUUAAUAUUGUUUUUAAACUAAUCUUUAGCGCAAAUAAAACAUGAAUUUUUAUGUCUAAUAUAUUUUUUAUUUUGACUUCAGCACUACCGAGCGGUUUCAUGUUUUGCAAAUCUAUGCUAUGUCUAUACUUUCGAAUCUAUAUGUAAAGCAAUAUGGAUAUAGUUGCGCUUUAAAGAACACAAAUAUGUACUAACUUAGGUUGGCAUGUGGCGGGAUUUCAACCCGCGCCUUCGGUGAUGUCAUUUAUCAUAAGCACUACAUAAGCAAACACUUAUUAAAGUUCAGAGUAUUCUUUCUUUAUUAGAAAAUGAGAUCAAUAUUCAGAUUUGAUUUUGUGUCGAGUCUUUUUAUCCCGGUAUUACAUUAUUAUCCCGGAUAUUUUUACAGCCAUACUUUAAAGGAGUAAUAUAUCGGAAAAAAAGGUUUUUUCUUAACAGCGGUCGCCCCUCGGCAGGCAAUGGCAAACCUGCGAGUGUAUUUCCGCCCCGAAAAACAACAUCUCAUUAAAAUACAAUCGCCGUUCGAAGUCGGCAUAAAACUGUAGGUCCCUCCUCUUUGUGUGAAAACAUCAAGGCGGAGGAGAAGCUCGGCCAAACACUAACAUAUGUGUAAUUAUUAUUAUUAAUAUAUAUCGUGUCCCUACUCACAAUUUCAUAUAAAAAGCUUAACUACUAAACUCUACUCUUUGUUUGCAAACAUUUUUAGUUGAAUUUCGAUUUGAAUUUUUUAGUUUUCAUAUUUAAUUUUAUAUUUCGUUUUUUUCUAAUUCAAGCGAUUGAAAGCAGUUCUAAAAUAUAUGAGGCACAAAAGUAAGUGCGUUAACGAAAAAUUACAAUAAAAACAAUAACAAACAUGAGUUCGAGCUAAUUCCAAAUGUAUUAAAAUAAGUAAAUAAAAUACGAGUCAUAAUAAUGGUUUACAAAUGUA